This is a messenger RNA of Platichthys flesus (European flounder), 2878 nucleotides long. It is a transcript of the gene tp53i13, whose product is annotated as tumor protein p53 inducible protein 13. The record is from RefSeq and is a predicted model, not a curated record. Gene Ontology annotation, cellular component: cytoplasm. NCBI's taxonomy places the organism in Eukaryota, Metazoa, Chordata, Actinopteri, Pleuronectiformes, Pleuronectidae. The coding region runs from base 308 to 2113 and encodes 601 amino acids. The transcript has 9 exons.
GACAGUUGUGUGUCAGACAGCAGUGAUGGCUGAACACAACUAUUUUGCCUUUAUCGACGUUACUGUCAUUAGCACUGUUCACUUUGUUAUGUAGCCAGACCAGAUUACGAUAGUUUAGCUUAAAGAGGGCAGCUCGUGUGGCGUCAUCUUCUUUUUUAAAACCUUUUUUAACCGCGUCUCGCUGCGGCUCCGUUCAUGGGACUUUACCAAACUAAUGUCUGAAGACCUGGAGCUUGAGGACCAGAGGGACGCCAUGACUACUGUUGUGCGUCCUUUCCCACUCGAAUGACUGACUGGUUGUGUCGCCAUGUGGGGCCGAGAGACAUCCCGGCCGCUGACAGUGACGGUCCUGGCCGCGCUGUGUGUCAGUGUGGGUCGGUGCGGUGCCUCCCAGUCUCCGGGGCCAGGAUGUGACAAUGGAAAGCUCUCAUUGGACAGGGACCUGCCUGCAGCCUCUCUUCAUUGGGACUGUCCAGUGUCUACGUGGACAGAGCCUAUUCAGAGGCAUCCCAGUAUUGACACAGUGUAUGAUCCUGAGCCAGCCAGGAUGAUGUGUAUGAACACACCCAUCUGCUACAAUCACACCAUUCCCAACAGUGGAGCGUACAGACCAGUCAGGGCAGAGAGUGGAGAGUACAUGUACUGUCCUCCUCACAGGUGGCUCAACAACUUGCAUCAAGGAGCUACUGUUUUGCUCUACCACCCCUGUGCUCCUCUCCACGAGCGUCACUUUCUUUCAGUCCUGGCCAGCUCCUGUUUGUCAGAAUACAUCAUUACACCACAUCCACACCUCAAUCAACACAUGCCAAUUGCCUUGGUGUCCUGGGGUCGCACUUUGGAGCUGUCUACUGUGGCCUCUUCAGACGUCUGUGAUUGGCUGGAGACCCUGACAACCACAGGAAUUGAGUUGAGCCGUGUGAACCACAUCAGAAAGUACGACCUGCUGCUAGCCCGGCCGGCGAAGAAUCACCGGCUGCAACACACACAUCCAGAGGAACAUUCAACACGGAUGAAGGACUCUGUGAGGCAGUGCUGUGAGCAGACCAUCUCUUCUCUGCUAAAUGAAGCAGUGGAGGCAGAGCUUGAAUCCAACAGGAGGAACGACAGCUUGACAAAAAUGGAAAAGGAAGAGAAAGGCCGACAAAUAAGAGCUGUUAUGAGAAAAACACAGCCGGCCUAUGAGACAGGGGACAUCCAGAACAACAACACCACACUAGGACCAUCUGAGGAAUCUCCAGGGAACAGAACUCUUGCAGAUCCUCCUGGUCCAAGCGAAGCUCCUCCUCAAUCCAACAUCCAGAAUCGGAAUCAGAGCCUCACAGCCGGGCAGAUUACUAUUUUGGGGUCAAAUAUGUCUGAGGUUAGUGAUUCUUUAGAAUUGAAGACUUCAGAUUCUCAGAAAAGCUUGAUAACGAUACAGAAAGUAACACUGCAGCUCACAUCUAAAGACUCUGAAGCCAGAAACACAAAACCCUCAGCUCAAACAGAGGUUCUCUCAGAUGUUGUGAACAGUGAAGACCAACUCUCUGCAAGGCCUGAGGCACUGGACAUCAGUCCCAAAGAUGAAGGUACAGACUCUGCUGAACACAGCAGGAGAGAGAAUGACUCUGAAGAGAAAAGUUAUAUCGCAGCAGAUGGAAAGUUGAAGAGCAAUGAAGUAGUAGAUGUAAAAGAAAGAGAGCUGGUACAUAAGCAAACACACAGCCAGCCACACUCUCACCUCAAACAAAACAACGGCGUUGAUUUCGUUUCCAAAUCCGAGCCGGUGUCUCCACCCCUGCAGGACAGCACCAAGGCCUCAGCAGCUGACGUCCAACCCACCAUCAGGAGCAAUGGGUUGCUGAGGACCCCCAGGACGGACGACGCUGUGUGGGCGGCAGCAGCACUGGGCUUCCUAUUGGUUCUCCUGACGCUGUCCGUGCUUCACACUCGCCUGUACCGCCACUGGAGGACCACACCUAGUCUGUACUGGCGUGAUCCCCGGCAGGACUACGACAGUGUGGCGGAUAUCAUCCGCAGGAGGUUGAGGAAUGCUAAGCGGAGGCGGAAAAGGAGCAGAAGAAAGGAGUGCGUUCUCCUGCCGAGCUCCUCCAGCUCCGAUGAAGUUGCGUAGAAAAUUGAAGGAAACGUCAACAAGAGCAUUGAGAGUGAGACCCAAUUCUUAUGUGAUGUAGAGAAGGACAGAAGAGGGAGGUGUUGAGUUUAUCAGACCUGUCUUGUGUCUGCGGACCUGUCCUCUUGCUACAGGGCUGGGCUGCAGGUUUUGCUGGUUAACUUCACAGCCGAAGCUGAAAUACUGCACCGGCUAAAGGGCAGAUCCUGUGUGCAGAGGACUCGUCUCAUUCGUUGCAUGUUGAUGCAUUUAGAUUGGUACUGUAAAUAUUUAUCUUUCUCCUUGUGAAUGGAACCAUGAGGAGUAAUAAAAUCAGUAUUUGACUUUGUGAGCUCUCACCAAAUUCUGCACACAAAGACUCAGAUUUAACUGCAGUAUUCCUGAACUACAGCUCCUCAAUAAAUACAAUUUUAGAAGACAUAAAAACAUCAGAUCAUCAAAUUUGUAUUCGGUGUACUGCACUUUUCAUGGAAUACUUGUACAUUUUUGUGAUCAUAUUCUCUCAGACAGUGCUCAGUGUAUAGGGACUCACUUUUCACACUCCAUUACUCUCCAGGUCUGAACUUUAUUCUUUUUUUCUACCCAAUGAAGGUUUUUUAUUGAGUCACGUCUUUUCUGUGAGUAGUGUUGUAAUAUUAUGUUUUUAAUUGUUCAGGUUUAGUUUGUGAAAGGGUAAGUUGCUGUUCUAAGCAACAUGUGUAUCGCUGUAUUUGAAAGAUGGUUUACAGAAAGAUUCACACAGACAAUAAAUCAUUGACACAAGAA